Molecule: messenger RNA, 1051 nt
Organism: Salmo salar (Atlantic salmon)
Lineage: Eukaryota; Metazoa; Chordata; Actinopteri; Salmoniformes; Salmonidae
Product: eukaryotic translation initiation factor 1A, X-chromosomal
Biological process (GO): translational initiation
Molecular function (GO): translation initiation factor activity; RNA binding
Source: RefSeq, a predicted model, not a curated record
AAGGCCACAUAACUAUCCAUUUUAAUGCGUAUAUGAAGUUGGAGACCAGAUCAGUUAGGAAACAUGGGUAGGAAGCCACUUUUUAAACCCUAAUGCUGCUUCACGGUGUUGCAAGCGGAAGAGGUUUCCCCGAGAAAGCUAAGCUAACAAGCUUGCUAACUUUGUAAGUGUGUGACAUCGUCACGGAUUGGUAUUUCAUUCCAUUUUUAUAACACACAAUUCGAUACGGACAAAACAGGACUGAUUUAACAAAGCCUGUUCGUUUGGGAAUAUGCCUAAGAAUAAAGGUAAGGGAGGAAAGAAUCGGCGACGUGGUAAAAAUGAGAAUGAAUCAGAAAAGAGAGAGCUGGUAUUCAAAGAGGAUGGCCAAGAAUAUGCACAGGUGAUUAAGAUGUUGGGUAAUGGACGACUGGAAGCUAUGUGUUUUGAUGGAGUCAAGCGACUAUGCCACAUCCGAGGAAAGCUACGGAAAAAGGUUUGGAUCAACAGUUCAGACAUCAUCCUGGUGGGACUUCGAGAUUACCAGGUAAUAAUUAUGAGAGACAAAAAUCAGCAAUGGUUUGUAUUUUUGAAUGAUAAUGAUAAUACAUUGCAUUCUUCCUUAAAGGACCAAAAGGCUGAUGUUAUCCUGAAGUACAAUGCAGAUGAGGCCAGGAGUUUGAAGGCCUAUGGGGAGCUUCCUGAACAUGCUAAAAUCAAUGAGACCGACACGUUUGGACCUGGUGAUGACGAGGACAUUCAGUUUGAUGACAUUGGAGAUGACGACGAGGACAUUGAUGAUAUCUGAAUCAGGACUAUUGUGUGCCACAUCAUUUACGCAGAGGAAAGUGGACAUUUCUAUAAUACUUGCCAACAGCGCCCUGUUUCCUCAAGUCAGUUGAGACUGCUUAAGACCUGGAAUCUGUCAACUGAGAACAUCAUCACACCUACUUCAGUUCACACUUCAUAUUUUUGUUAUAGGUGUAAUAUAUUUAUAUUUUAUUCCAUCUCAUGUGGAAUAUAGGCUCAAAUUACAGAACACCAGAAUUUAAAAUAAAAAAACUGAAAUAAA